This is a messenger RNA of Phyllostomus discolor (pale spear-nosed bat), 922 nucleotides long. RefSeq names its product reactive intermediate imine deaminase A homolog (gene RIDA). Gene Ontology annotation, cellular component: cytosol. NCBI's taxonomy places the organism in Eukaryota, Metazoa, Chordata, Mammalia, Chiroptera, Phyllostomidae. The record is from RefSeq and is a predicted model, not a curated record. The transcript has 6 exons. The coding region runs from base 85 to 498 and encodes 137 amino acids. Gene Ontology annotation, molecular function: deaminase activity.
ACUGCCUAGGGCAGGUUGGGACGCGGGAGGUGCUAGUGUACGGGAUCCUUCUCGCCCAGGGGCCUGAAGAGAAGAGUUUUGGCCAUGGCGUCCUUAAUCAGAAAAAUAAUCAGCACCACGAAAGCCCCAGCGGCCAUAGGUCCCUACAGUCAAGCCGUGUUGGUGGACAGGACCGUUUACAUCUCGGGACAGCUGGGCAUGGACCCUUCGAGUGGACAGCUUGUGCCGGGAGGGGUGGCAGCAGAGGCUAAGCAGGCUCUCACCAACAUGGGUGAAAUUCUGAAGGCUGCGGGCUGCGACUUUACUAAUGUGGUAAAAACAACUGUUUUGCUGGCUGACAUAAAUGACUUCAAUACUGUCAAUGAAAUCUACAAACAGUAUUUCAAGAGUAAUUUUCCUGCAAGAGCUGCUUACCAGGUUGCUGCUUUGCCCAGGGGAGGCCGUGUUGAGAUCGAAGCCAUCGCCAUCCAGGGCCCUCUCACAACAGCUUCACUCUAAGCAGGCCGAGUGCUGUUUAGUCUGGAAUCUUCAUAAUGUUUUUUAAUUAACGUCUUAAUUUUUAUAAUUGACGUUGGGAAGUGUACAACUGACUAAAAUAUCUGAAGUGUUAUGGAAAUAUCAUAUAAUAAGGGGAAUGGAACAUGAAUUGAAAGUGAGAUGACAAAUCCAGUUACCGAUACUAUAAAUUUCAUUUAUGCACUCAGAUUACUGGAUGUGAGGAAAAAGAGUAUACCUACUUCAAUUAAGUCCUUUUAAUUUAAUGUUGUGAAAUAUUCCAUUCUCUUGUCAGACAUAUGAUUCAACUUUUACUUGAGUAAAUAUAAAGAUUUAAGUUUGAAUGGUAGAGGUAAGGGAGAAGAAAGUGGACCAAAAUUUUAUAUAACAUUCUUCUAAUGGCAAUAAAAUAGACAUGCAUCUUUUC